AUGCCUAGUGAAAAUGGUAUUUAUUGUAUAUGGCUCGAUCUUCAUAUUGGAAUCAUUGAAGAAUAUCGAGCUUUUCAUGAGAAAUUUCAAGAAAAGCUUGCUCCAAUAAACGGUUUACCACCGGAUUCGAUUAAUAAUCUGAUGUUAUGUUUCGAACAAGAAAUUGCUCCAAUCAAAUUUGUUUCAAAUAUCGACGAUGCUUUGGUUUUGAUUCAAAAUGAAACCGAAAAAAGAAUCAUUCUGAUAUCUUCAGGAACAUUAGGCAAAAAUAUUGUUCCCUUUGUUACUGAGAAUUACCCGCGUGUUUAUUCUUUCUAUAUUUUCUGCGCGGUAAUUAGUAAUCACUGUCGUUGGGCACUGCCAUAUAGCAGUUGUUUACAAAUGUUUGGUCAUGAAACUGAUCUGCUUAUCCGUCUUCUUCGUGAUAUUUCAAAGGAAUUCAUCCAUUUAGGGCGUUCAUAUCUAGCGGUAGACGAGGGAGAAAGUGCCCGACAAUAUUUCGUUACUGCUCAAACGCUGGAAAUAGACGCUAACAAUGCAGAUACUAUACAUCAUACAUUCAACGAGCGUCUCGACUUGCUUCAAGGCCCAAAUGGUCUUAUUCGAAGAGCGAAAAAUUUAAGAGACGAGCACAUAGCACGUGAAACAAUAGCUUUCGUCGACGAAAUUCAAUAUAUACUUGUUGAUCUCUCAGAAUCUAUGAAUCCUACAGCCGAAUGUAUUGUACAUUUUCUCAAGAUAUUUCUUUCGCCACAAACACUAAUAACAAUCGACAAUUCAUCAAGCGAUGAUAUCAUUCGUCUUAUUGAUAAGCCUACAUGCUUGUUUACAACCAACAAUGCUUUAGCUGAACUAUUGAGAGAACGUUGCGGUUCAAGCAAUCUAUCGCUUUAUAUGAUUGAAGACAAUGCUGAUCUAGUAGAUAAUACAACACUUUAUGGUAAUAUCAAUGAUCUUGUCGAUAAACUAGUUGAACUCAUUGUUGCAAAAUAUCGACAGCAAGCUGGAAAACAUAGAAAUAUAAGAAAGACUCAGUUGGCUGAUAUUGAAAUGAAAAUGGCUGAGCGGAUAGAAUACGAAGUAAGAAAAUUGCAAGCGUCCCAGUUGAGUUAG
Rotaria socialis is the source of this 1113-nucleotide messenger RNA. The record is from the annotation of a GenBank genome assembly. Lineage: Eukaryota; Metazoa; Rotifera; Eurotatoria; Philodinida; Philodinidae.